CCAGCCAGGAGACCCCCUGGGCGCCACGCCGGGGACGGCGAGCAGUGCGCGCGCCGCCCCCCGCAGGAAGCGUUCCCGGCGGGCCCCGCGCGGCCAGGGCGUGGGCGGUGCUCCCCCUCCCCCCCGGAGGAGCUGCCCGCGCCCCCUCCCCUCGGAUGUGGCUGAACCGAAGCGCGCAGGCGGGAGACUCUGCAGGAUCCGCGGCCCUGAGCAUCGGAGCGGUGAACUCUUCAAGUCUCCGAUUAAAUUUAAAAAAUGGCCUCCAAUAAAACUACAUUGCAAAAAAUGGGAAAGAAACAAAAUGGGAAGAGUAAAAAAGUUGAAGAGGCAGAGCCUGAAGAAUUUGUGGUAGAAAAAGUACUGGACCGUCGUGUAGUGAAUGGGAAGGUGGAGUAUUUCCUGAAGUGGAAGGGGUUCACAGAUGCUGAUAAUACUUGGGAACCAGAAGAAAAUUUAGAUUGUCCAGAUUUAAUUGAAGCAUUUCUUAAUUCUCAAAAAGCUGGUAAAGAAAAAGAUGGUACAAAAAGGAAAUCUUUAUCUGACAGUGAAUCUGAUGAUAGCAAAUCGAAGAAGAAGAGAGAUGCUGCUGACAAACCAAGGGGCUUUGCCAGAGGUCUUGAUCCUGAACGAAUAAUUGGUGCCACAGACAGCAGUGGAGAAUUAAUGUUUCUCAUGAAGUGGAAGGACUCGGAUGAGGCUGACUUGGUGCUGGCAAAGGAGGCGAAUAUGAAGUGUCCUCAGAUUGUCAUUGCCUUCUACGAGGAGAGGCUGACUUGGCAUUCUUGUCCCGAAGAUGAAGCACAAUAAUUGUUUGCAUUUAUAUAUAUAUAUUUAUAUAUAUAUAUAAAAUCUGGAUCUUGGGUUUUGAAUUACUAGUGUGGAAAAAAAUAGCAAUCUAAUGAAAAUCAAGUUUGAUAUGCUGGUUUUGAAAGUAUUGACAGUAGUUGGGAUAUUUUUGGUUUUUGUUCUGCAUCAAAAGGCACUGAUUCCUUUGAGCAAGUAAGAGCUUUCUGUAGUUGCUUCCCUUAACAAUAGA
This is a messenger RNA of Mus caroli (Ryukyu mouse), 1036 nucleotides long. It is a transcript of the gene Cbx3, whose product is annotated as chromobox 3. The record is from RefSeq and is a predicted model, not a curated record. Gene Ontology annotation, cellular component: nucleus. Lineage: Eukaryota; Metazoa; Chordata; Mammalia; Rodentia; Muridae.